Messenger RNA from Knipowitschia caucasica, 831 nucleotides. The record is from the annotation of a GenBank genome assembly. NCBI's taxonomy places the organism in Eukaryota, Metazoa, Chordata, Actinopteri, Gobiiformes, Gobiidae.
AUGGACCCGCUGCAGUUCGCCUACAGGCCGGGCAUCGGAGUCGAGGACGCCAUCAUCUCCCUCCUCCAUCGCUCCCUGUCCCACCUGGAGAAACCCGGCUCCACUGUGAGGAUUCUGUUCUUCGACUUCUCCAGCGCCUUCAACACCAUCCAGCCGAGGCUUCUUAGGGACAAGCUGGAGACAGCUGGAGUGGACUACGACCUGUCCCAGUGGAUCCUGGACUACAUCACAGACAGACCCCAGUUUGUGAGAACCAGGGACUUUGUGUCUGAGGUCCUGACCUGCAGUGUGGGGGCCCCCCAGGGGACAGUCCUUGCGCCGUUCCUCUUCACCCUCUACACUGCGGACUUCAGACACAACACGGACGGUUGUGUUCUACAGAAGUUCUCUGACGACUCUGCCAUCAUCGGACUCAGCUCCGAGGACGAUGACACAGAGUACAGAGGAGUCAUACAGGACUUUGUGGACUGGUGUCAGCGGAACCACCUCCUCAUCAACGUGAGGAAGACCAAGGAGAUGAACCACCUCCUCAUCAACGUGAGGAAGACCAAGGAGAUGGACCACCUCCUCAUCAACGUGAGGAAGACCAAGGAGAUGAACCACCUCCUCAUCAACGCGGGGAAGACCAAGGAGAUGAACCACCUCCUCAUCAACGUGAGGAAGACCAAGGAGAUGAACCACCUCCUCAUCAACGUGAGGAAGACCAAGGAGAAGAACCACCUCCUCAUCAACGUGAGGAAGACCAAGGAGAAGAACCACCUCCUCAUCAACGCGGGGAAGACCAAGGAGAUGAACCACCUCCUCAUUAACGCGGGAAGACCAAGGAGAUGA